AUGCAAACCUUCAAGAAACUUUUUCGAUCGCUAACUUCCCUAUCCGGCCGCGGAAAGAAAGAAAAGAGAGAGAGAGGGAUUUGCCCAGGAUGCAGAAGAAUAUUCUUUGUGCCAAAGAGAGGAGUGGAAUUGUCUUGCAGAUAUUGCGGUGCAAGUUGCUGGCUACCCAAUGAAGAAAAUGUGCUUCCUUUAGGUCCUGCCCCAACUGCAUAUACUGCCCCAACUGCAAAUCCAUUUGCAAGUCAAACAGGAGGACGUCGACCGGGUUUAGGAAGAAGACAAGGGUAUACUCCACCAGCACCCGUGCUGGAAGUCCCAUCUAAUACCUAUCCGCCACCAACUCCAGUUUCCACCAGACCUGAACGCAAACAUGAAGCUGUUGCUCUGGUGGAGAGCUUGCAUGGGUUUGUAGCAACGUGGGAGGACAUUCAACAGUCUGACAGGCAGCAGAUUCCUUCAAGUGGUUACACACAAGCUGGACUUGCUAUACCACCAAAGGCUUCGAGUUGUCCUGGAAAAUCGAGACUCAGUGAGCGUGCGGAAGAGGAUUACUUUAGUCCACCUGCUCGUCUUCGACGGAGGCAGCAAAGCAGAGAGGGAGUGUGCUCCUGGAUGAGCUGA
Messenger RNA from Hymenoscyphus albidus, 621 nucleotides. The record is from the annotation of a GenBank genome assembly. NCBI's taxonomy places the organism in Eukaryota, Fungi, Ascomycota, Leotiomycetes, Helotiales, Helotiaceae.